Molecule: messenger RNA, 5116 nt
Organism: Sus scrofa (pig)
Lineage: Eukaryota; Metazoa; Chordata; Mammalia; Artiodactyla; Suidae
Gene: MAP3K7
Product: mitogen-activated protein kinase kinase kinase 7
Biological process (GO): protein phosphorylation; immune response; JNK cascade
Molecular function (GO): MAP kinase kinase kinase activity; magnesium ion binding; ATP binding
Source: RefSeq, a predicted model, not a curated record
UGAUUACGUCAACUCCUCAGCUCUCGCGGUAUCAGCCGGUUUCUGAGGCCUGUUAACAAAAAUCUCGCGAAAUUUGUCCUAGAGGUCCAAGCUAGACUCUCACCCUCCCCCACUCCACCCCAACCUGUCCUUCUUUGCUCUGUCACCAAAUUCUCCCCUCCCCUCCCUGGAGCUCACGGCCCUCCUCCGGUUCCCGAUUUCAGGCCGGAACCGGAAGUUUGGUGGGCGGGGCCCGGCAGCGGAAAACGCAGCGGAGCCGGAGCCCGGACUCCGCUGUGGCCGCUGCCCCUGUCCCCGCCACGGAUCGCCGUGGCUCCAGGUUGAAGGUCGGUCCGGAGGCGGGUGGGCGCGGGUCUCCCCCGGACUGUCCGGGCGGCAGCCUUCCCGGGCCCCCCGGGCUCCGCGAGGGAUCAUGUCUACAGCCUCUGCCGCUUCCUCCUCCUCUUCGUCUUCCGCCGGUGAGAUGAUCGAAGCCCCCUCCCAAGUCCUCAACUUUGAAGAGAUCGACUACAAGGAGAUCGAGGUGGAGGAGGUUGUUGGAAGAGGAGCCUUUGGAGUAGUGUGCAAGGCGAAGUGGAGAGCAAAAGAUGUUGCUAUUAAACAAAUAGAAAGUGAAUCUGAGAGGAAAGCUUUUAUUGUAGAGCUUCGGCAGUUAUCUCGUGUGAACCAUCCUAACAUUGUAAAGCUGUAUGGAGCCUGCUUGAAUCCAGUUUGUCUUGUGAUGGAAUAUGCUGAAGGGGGCUCUUUAUAUAAUGUGCUGCAUGGUGCUGAACCAUUGCCAUAUUACACUGCUGCCCAUGCAAUGAGUUGGUGUUUACAGUGUUCCCAAGGAGUGGCUUAUCUUCACAGCAUGCAACCCAAAGCUUUAAUUCACAGGGACCUGAAACCACCAAAUUUGCUGCUGGUUGCAGGGGGGACAGUUUUAAAAAUCUGUGAUUUUGGUACAGCCUGUGACAUUCAGACACACAUGACCAAUAAUAAGGGUAGUGCUGCUUGGAUGGCACCUGAAGUUUUUGAAGGUAGCAAUUACAGUGAAAAAUGUGACGUCUUCAGCUGGGGUAUUAUCCUUUGGGAAGUAAUAACACGUCGGAAACCCUUUGAUGAAAUUGGUGGCCCAGCUUUCCGUAUCAUGUGGGCUGUUCAUAACGGUACUCGACCACCACUGAUCAAAAAUUUACCUAAGCCCAUUGAGAGCCUGAUGACUCGUUGUUGGUCUAAAGAUCCUUCUCAGCGCCCUUCAAUGGAGGAAAUUGUGAAAAUAAUGACUCACUUGAUGCGGUACUUUCCAGGAGCAGAUGAGCCAUUACAAUACCCCUGUCAGUAUUCAGAUGAAGGCCAGAGCAACUCUGCCACCAGUACAGGCUCAUUCAUGGACAUUGCAUCUACAAAUACCAGUAAUAAAAGUGACACGAAUAUGGAGCAAGUUCCUGCCACAAACGAUACUAUUAAACGCUUAGAAUCAAAAUUGUUGAAAAACCAGGCAAAACAACAGAGUGAAUCUGGACGUUUAAGCUUGGGAGCUUCCCGUGGGAGCAGUGUGGAGAGCUUGCCCCCCACUUCCGAAGGCAAGAGGAUGAGUGCUGACAUGUCUGAAAUAGAAGCCAGGAUUGCUGCAACCACAGGCAACGGGCAGUCAAGACGUAGAUCCAUCCAAGACUUGACUGUUACUGGAACAGAGCCUGGUCAGGUGAGCAGUAGGUCAUCCAGUCCUAGCAUCAGAAUGAUCACUACCUCAGGACCAACCUCAGAAAAGCCAGCUCGAAGUCAUCCAUGGACCCCUGAUGAUUCCACAGAUACCAAUGGAUCAGAUAAUUCCAUCCCAAUGGCUUAUCUUACACUGGAUCACCAACUACAGCCUCUAGCACCAUGCCCAAACUCCAAAGAAUCUAUGGCAGUGUUUGAACAGCAUUGUAAAAUGGCACAAGAAUAUAUGAAAGUCCAAACAGAAAUUGCAUUAUUAUUACAGAGAAAGCAAGAACUAGUUGCAGAACUGGACCAGGAUGAAAAGGACCAGCAAAAUACAUCUCGGCUGGUACAGGAACACAAAAAGCUUUUAGAUGAAAACAAAAGCCUUUCUACUUACUAUCAGCAAUGCAAAAAGCAACUAGAGGUCAUCAGAAGUCAGCAGCAAAAAAGACAAGGCACUUCAUGAUUCUCUGGGACCGUUAAAUUUUAAAAUAUGCAAAGAAAGACUCUUUUUUAAGGAAAGAAAGACCCUUAUAAUGACAAUUCAUGAGUGUUAGCUUUUUGGCGUGUUCUGAAUGCCAGCUGCCUGUAUUUGCUGCAUUUGUUUCAUCGUUUAUUUUCCUUUUCUCAUGGUGGACAUGCAGUUCACCUGUCUCCUUGCAUAACACGGGGGCAUCUGUACUUGAAUAAGCAGCAGUUCUCAACUUCACAACAGAUGCAGUGAACCGUGGCUGUAUACGCAUGCUCGUUGUGUGAAGGCUAGCCUAACAGAAACAGGGGUAUCAAACUAGCUGCUAUGUGCAAACAUCGUCUUUUUUUCCGAGGUGGAACCUCAAGAAUGAUUUUGUUCUUGUAUCUCAUCUCAAAAAAAAAAAAACAAUAUUUUUUUUUUCCAAAAGAUGGCAUAUACCAAGUUAAAGACAGGGUAUUAUAAAUCUAGAAUAAUUGGUGGUACAUUAUUGAAAUACAGAACUUUAGUGAUAGUUGGGAGUAAGGGCUUUGAUGCCAGCAUCCUUGGAUCAGUAAUGAACUUUAUCCAUAAAAUAUUUAAAGGUAAGUGGCGGCUGCUGUAUUUAAUAGAAGCAUAUUUCAUUAGACUAAAAUUUGACUAUGAUACAUUGAACAAAAUGGAACUUUUUUUUAAAAUAUAAAGAUUUUUAAUUCUGUGAUUGCGUGUAUGUGUGCUGAAACUGUAAAGUUUUUAUGAUUCUAAUAUUAAUAGCCCUGAAAUGAAAUUAAAAGGUUAAUGAACAUGAUCCAGCUUAAAUGAUCAUUCCUUCCUGCGAUGAUUAUUGGACUAUUUUACUGUAUAUUUUAAAAACUAAAGAGAAAUAAUGGAAAAUGGAAAGAAUUGCUCCAGCUAAAAGGCUUAGGCUAAGAUUUCUUUUACAAUACCAAAUGAGUAAGAACCUGGCAAAUAAGGACAAGUUAGUGAGGAAGUUAAAGGAGUAAAUCUAAAUUCAUCAAGUAUCGUAUUUAUCAAUACUGGAAUAAUUGAUUUUCCUUGCAAGCCCAUCGUAGGAAACCUGCUGCCUUUCAACACUUUUAAAGGAAUUUCACUUAUAAAGAGAAAAUUUAUAUUGUUAACAGUAACUUUGCUACCAACUUUGAAAAUAAAAGUAAUAAUAAAACGAGUGAAAUAAUAGACUAUAUAAGCUCUAUUUUUCAGUUGGUAUGAAAAUAAAUUACAUUUUGAUACCAGUACAAGAUGUCUUUUAAAUAGGGAUGUCAUCAACCUCAUUUUUAUAGCAUUAAUGUUUUAUGAAAAAGAAAGUAAAAGCAUAAUUGCUGUGAUUAUUAGGAUUAUAUCGCAAUUGUAUCGUAGUUUUGCUCUAUUUCAGAUAAGCAAGUUGAUCUAAGAAGUUAUCAAAACUAUUCUUAAAAAUGCUAAAGCAGGUAACUUUUUCUUCCAUUAUUUUUUCCUCUUCCCACUGAGUUUUAUAAUGUAUUCCUUAUGUAUACAAGCAAUAAAGGUAAAGGACAGUUUGUACUAAACUGCGUCAUUUUUAGCUUCUUCAAAAUCUGCAGUUAGAAAGUUUCUGGUAAAUAAAUAUCUGCUUAUCAUUUCAUUUAAAUAAAAGGAGGAUUACUCCCAAAUAAUUUAAUUUCCUAGCUAAAAGUGAUAUUAGGCUUAACAUAGUAAUCGUAAAAUAAAAUUGGCACAGAAAAUAACUUUAAAGUUUCACUCUUGCAUAGGGUAUUGCUGCUUGUGUGUACAUCUGUCACUCCACCAAAAGGGACCUAGUCAGUGUUUUUGAGACUUUUCUAAUUAUCUCAGAGCAUGAGAUGGCCAAGUGUGGAUGCUAAGGCUUAAGUUUUCCAUUAGGAUUCAGCAAUGUAGGUUUCAAAUUUUAUUUCUUGUCAUUAGAUUGUUUUUGCCAUACUUUACACACUUAAAGGGAAAAUUUAUUAUUGUUAUUAUUACAUGCAUCAAUCACUACAUAAAAAUAUCCCAGAUAGGUAAAUGGGAGAAAAUAGUGGUUUUAAGACGUGGUGCCAAAUGCAGAAAAAGCUAUAGAACACUUGCUUGUUUGUUUACAGUAUGUUCCUGGGGAUAUCCAGGAGUGUCAUUCUGGACACUGAGUGCAGUUCAGCCUUAUUUGGUUGUGUUUUGUUUGUCUGUUUUUGAGUACUUGUAUUGCCAAACUCGUACUUUUUAAGUCCUGAUUAUCCUUGAUCAUGAAAGGAAAGGAGUCACAGGGAUAAUUAAAAUCCACAGCCAGUUUCAUCAGUAUCCUCACCCAUCAGCCCUUCAAACAGAAGAGCGAAAUUUGUUGUUCUGGUUUUAUCAUUUAUUCUAAUCAUCAUUUUUUUUUGGGGGGGGGGUGUUAGAAAUAGCAGACAGACAAGCAAGUGUCUAAAAGGCCCCAGUCUGAAAAAUUUACAAACAAUCCUUGAAUAAGCCCUAUUUACAUUUUAUUCUUGCCUCCAGGGAAAGAAAACAAAGCUUUUAUCUAGAGGGAAAAACUCCUCAGAACUAAAAAUAGCUUUUUUGAGUCAAAUAAAAAUCAGUUAAAAGUAUUUACCUGAUAGCAACAUAGCAUAUUGAAAAGAUCUGUUUAAAAGUUGUUUACAGAUGUUUGACUAUUUUUGCUGAAGUAUUUUAGAGUAUUGAAUGUCUUUUUUUCUCCAAGUUUCUUUUAUGUUCCUAGUUUCAGCUCCUGCCUGUAGCCGGAGAUCACGGGUCUUCCCUGUGAAACUUUUGUUUCUUUCUGUAAGUGUGUGUGGUUUUCAGUGGUCAAAACUCCUCUCUUCAAAUGGUAGGAAGUUCUACUUCUGUCAUUUAGAACAUUUUAUGUAAAAUGAUGUAAUGCAGAAAUCCUUGUGCAUACUGUAUAAUUGAAGGAAGCUUUUUAGAUUUAUUUUUGUUUGUAAUAAAAUUCAGAUUGUUAUUCUCAACUUGGUCAUAAAAAUGGUGAAUGAUUUAUAU